Molecule: messenger RNA, 1410 nt
Organism: Aspergillus oryzae RIB40
Lineage: Eukaryota; Fungi; Ascomycota; Eurotiomycetes; Eurotiales; Aspergillaceae
Product: MCT family MFS transporter
Exons: 1
Coding region: 1-1410 (469 amino acids)
Biological process (GO): transmembrane transport
Molecular function (GO): transmembrane transporter activity
Source: RefSeq, a predicted model, not a curated record
AUGGAGAAAGAUAUUCAACCACCGCAUGACCAAAAUCAGCCUUCAGAAGGCCCAGUCCAACCUCAAGCUCAGCAGCAGAAUGUGCAGAGUAAUCCGCCAGAUGGUGGCUAUGGAUGGGUCUGCACAGCAGCGGCAGCCACAAUCAACGCUCACUCAUGGGGAUUCAACUCUGCAUACGGCGUAUUCCUUGCCCAUUACCUGAAGCACAAUACCUUCCCCGGCUCAUCACCCUUGGAAUACGCCUUCGUGGGAUCCCUAAGCAUCACCCUGCUAUUACUGGUGUCACCCAUCGCGACAAUAUCCGUCCGAGAAUGGGGCAUAAAACUAAUAAUGUUCUGCGGAGUCAUCCUCGAAACCGCCAGCUUAAUCUGCGCGAGCUUCGCCACCGAAAUCUGGCACCUCUUCCUCACACAGGGAGUCCUCUUCGGCAUGGGGGUAGGCUUCCUCUUCAUCCCGACGGCAGCAGUCGUCCCGCAAUGGUUCACCACCAAACGAUCACUAGCCAGCGGCAUCUCGCUCUCCGGCGCCGGCCUUGGCGGCCUCAUCUACUCCCUCGCAACAGGCGCCAUGAUCCGCAACCUAGGACUACAAUGGGCCUUCCGAAUUCUCGGUAUAAUUGGCUUCAUCGUAAAUACAACCUGUACACUCCUAAUCAAGGACCGCAACAGCACCACCACAGGCCAUCACAAACAAACAUCCAUGAACCUGACCCUCCUCCGCAAAGGCGAAUACCAACUCCUCCUCGGCUUCGCCAGCUUCACAAUGCUCGGCUACUUCGUCCUCAUGUACAGUCUCGCCAACUACGCCAACGAAAUCGGCCUCAACGCCUCUCAAGCCUCCAUCAUAACAGCAAUAUUCAAUCUCGGACAAGCCGUCGGCCGCCCCUGCAUCGGCUAUUUCAGCGACCGCGUCGGACGGAUCAACAUGGCCAGCUCCAUGACGUUCCUAUCGGGUGUCUUGGCGCUGGUUGUCUGGACCAAUGCGAAGAGCUACGGGGUGCUGGGGUUCUUUGCCGUCGCGGAGGGACUCAUCGCGGGAAACUUCUGGGCUACUAUUGCGCCGCUCAUGGCUGAGGUUGUUGGGCUGAAGGAGGUGCCGGCUGGGUUGAAUAUAUUGUGGUUGAGUAUUGUGUUGCCGUGUACGUUUAGUGAGCCGAUUGCGUUGGAGAUCUUUACGGGGACGGGCAGUUAUCAGGGGACACAGUUGUUUACGGGGUUUGUUUAUUUGGCUGCGGCGGGGUGUUUGGUGGCUUUGAGGGGGUGGAAGAUUAUGGUGGAGUCGAGGGGUGCUGGUGUGAUUGGCGAUGGUAGUGGGAGGAGAACUGAUGGGGUUGAUGUACUAGUGGGUGGGAUGGAUAGGUUAGGGUUUGUGGAGUUUUGUCAGCUUUGUUUUCGAUGGGCGGUUGUUUGA